Messenger RNA from Schizosaccharomyces japonicus yFS275, 3211 nucleotides. Its product is annotated as peroxin Pex32. NCBI's taxonomy places the organism in Eukaryota, Fungi, Ascomycota, Schizosaccharomycetes, Schizosaccharomycetales, Schizosaccharomycetaceae. The record is from RefSeq and is a predicted model, not a curated record. The coding region runs from base 1166 to 2491 and encodes 441 amino acids. The transcript has a single exon. Gene Ontology annotation, cellular component: membrane; endomembrane system.
GGGAUGUGAAACGCGAGUGUGGAUAUGAGACGGCGGCUAUGACGCUUUGAAAAAGACGUUGGUUUUCGGGAAGGAAUUGUGUUGUAUGUGUUCGUAGUUAACCAAUCCCAAACAAGUGUGUGCGCUUUCGAGAUAGUUCUCACACAAUUCUUUGUGUAGUACCAUUCGAGUUGUUGUCAAUAUCAUUAGGCAGAAGAUCAGCAAACAGGCAAGCAUGUUCCUGACCCGACAUUGUUAUUGCAUGAACAAUGCAAGCACUGCUGUUCUUCGGAGCACAAACACCAGUUUGCUCGUAAAACCCGCUAAAUGUCUCUGUGGGGACUUUAGGGGCUAUCCCUCAGAAAACAUAGCACUACGAUAUGCGAGUUGCCCUUGGCGGGACCUUGAUGCGAUGGCCACGACUAAUGACUUGAUAAAGACUGAACUGUUUCAUCAAGACAAGCAAAGGUCAAAUUACUAACUAAGCUAAAGGAUGGCGAUGUACCAAUUGCCAUCGUUAAAGAAAAGGCCUGCGCUGAUACGGCCAGCGUGCUCCAGGGUAUUGAUUAGCAAAUGGCUUAUGUUCAAUGCAUUUGCUUUUUGCCAAAGAAUUAUUACGCGCUUUCGGUCGCAAAAGUUGCGGACCAGUUCAGCACGUGCGAUACUUUUGCGAUUUACGCGAAGCGGCCGAUAAUUAAUGGGCACAGGCUACGAGAACAAAACUCGAAAGUGUAGGGACGAGUCGGCGCGCAUGGAGCAAGAUCCAGUCUCGCUUACGAGGAUUGGAUUAACCUUCGUUUAAUCAUUUCUGAUCUCAUUCAGAAUUAACCGGCUUCGUUUCGCUUCUUAUUACACGUGGAAAGGUUGCAUUGACAAAUCAAAUAGAUUAGCCCAGACAUAGGCCGCCAACGUUUCCUGAAGCUUGGUAACUUUUUACUGAGUUGUUGCGGCCUAUGCCUGGGUUCAUCUUUACAGAAUUGGCUUUUUUUCGGUAAAGAAUGUCUAGGAAAGCCGCUUGACAGCGCUUCUUGACCCUUGCAGACCCUUGCAGACCCUUUCUGUUACUGGUUGGACGAUCCCAAAUUUCUCCACUUCGCAAGAUUCACCACUACUACACCAUGCUAUGAAGUAAGAAUGGGAGAGACCCUUAUUCCGAGCAGGGAUUCAUCAGCAACCACGAACAAGAAUGAUUCAUGCUCAACUAGCAGAGUCGCCUGCUGUUCCGGUAAGGCUUAGUUCCACGAAAUGUGGGGCUUUGGAUUUUGUACUUUCCGUGUUGCUUUGGCGGGCAUCAUGGUACCACAGCUUAUCAGUGCUCUUCUUCACCUGGUUGCUUAUUCUGUUUCCGAAGUAUACGAUUGCAUGCACCGUGCCUACUUUUUUCUUUUGGCUGUGUAAUGCACGGGUUAUCAGCAUCUUUGACACUACGACUGAACAUGAAGAAACGUCGGUAGCUCCUCAAGAUUCAAACGCCACGGACGAAGGCGACAGCGUUACAAUUGCAAAGAGUGCGAAUGUCCGUGGAUUGAAUACAGUUUCUGGAGAUAGUGAGGAAAAAAAUUCCGCGUCUUCUUCCGCUACGAACAUUCUGGAUUCGCCAACAGCUUUGUACUCGAGACGUCCUUUCGCAAGGCCAACCUUCGUGCCCCCAAAUCCGUUUUCCGCCGUUUCGGCUCUUACAUCUUUGAGCCAGUCAAUUCAACAAAAAACAGAGACUCCUUCUGAACCAGUAGUUACAGAGAAAUCCAACGAUCUGACAUUGCUUGAGGGUUAUCUUUUGCCCCUUCGACGUCUGCGCAAGUAUGCUCAAACGUCUCAAACCUCCUUCUUCCGAUGGAUGCCUAUGUUAAGCGUUCCGUUAAUCUUAAUUUUGCGUUUACAGACUGUCCUUCUACUUAUCAGUACGUUGCUGCUUGCUUGGCACAGUCCUCCACUCCAGUAUGGUAUUCAGGCGCUCCGCCGUAUGAUCAUUGUGAGUACAUUUGUUGAUACCGUUGUGCUUGGUCGAGCAUCGCAAGAUGUUGUAUCUCCGGGGAGUGCAGUGUCCGAGAAAAACCGCUUGUCUCCUGUAGACGCUCAAUCCGUUUCCAUCGGUGUUGACAACAAAACCGUUGAGAGUCAGUCGAACCGCCCAUUUGACGGAAAGAGUGCUUUCAGCCAGACCGAUAACAUUUCUGAAGGUGAAAUUGGAAAGAUUUGCAUCGUUGAACAUCAACGCAGAUGGGUUGGCGGCGGAUGGUUGAACACAUUGUUACCCACUGAUUACCCCAACUUUACCAAUGAAACAGAAUCUAGUUCUACUAGUGAGCCUGCUGCUCAACUACUUCCUGCAGAUGGUAUUGCUUGGAUUGAUGAGCAAUGGACAUUUCAACCGUGGACAUACACAGACAACUUAUGGAGACAACCUUGGCCUGAGCCUUACAUGCUAGCCUUUACUCGUCGCAGAAAGUGGACUCGUCGAUACCGGCGAAGCCCUGCCGCCAAUAAAGGAACCGGCAUGGACGCCAAAUGAGCACAGAUUUCGUGAAGCUCUUCUUUCCAUUUGUGUGUGUGUGUGUGUUUUUUUUCUCUCUCGACCCUCUUUUCUUUUUCAUUUACAUUGCGACAGCUGCUUACUGUCACUGCGAACACUAUCACGUUUGCUAAAAAUUAAUUCAUUUUCAUGUGCAAGCGCAAACCAUCAGUUGCAAUAUCUUUUAAGACAUUGAAUUCAAGUGAGGUUCUGCUGAUUCUUAUGACAUUUUCGUUUUCAUGACCUACUCAAGUUGUGACUUUCUUGAAGCCGCACUCAACAUUGUUGAAUGAAGUCUUUAACUCUUAGGACUCGUUCUCCUUACUCAUCCACGACACUAAGCGUCAGUAUGGCAGAUGUCCCAUAUGCAACUCUUUCUAACGAAGCCGACGAAGUAUCCACUAACUUCCAUUUGAUUAGUCAAAAUUGAACUGUUAGACUUAUGGACAUUUGAUGCUCGUUUUCAACUUUAUUAUCACGCAACCAUUUACAUUUUCACUAAUUAUUACCAUUGAAGCUUUUCAUUGAACACAUUGCAACAAGAAGCAAGCUAAAACCGAAUUGUGUCUACCAUUUGAUCUGACCGAAAUUUACGCGGCGCCAACAUCCAGACAACUUACUAAAUAAUUAAUAGUUUUCAAUCAUAAAGCUUAUUAAUAUAUAAAUACACGAACUUGUCCUGCUGGGUUUCUCAACUCUCAUCAUUGCCUCUUUUUUCAC